Messenger RNA from Eruca vesicaria subsp. sativa (arugula), 408 nucleotides. The record is from the annotation of a GenBank genome assembly. Lineage: Eukaryota; Viridiplantae; Streptophyta; Magnoliopsida; Brassicales; Brassicaceae.
AUGUUUCAGGUUAUUACAAGGCAAGCGAGUGUGCAUAUGUGUAAUGCAACGGUUGAUUUCCUUCAAGAGGAGAAACCUUUUUUCCCACCGACUGUUAACCACAAAGGCUUGCACCAGUUUUUCAAGAACGUUUCAGGUGAUAUGUUAGGGCCUAAGAACUACUUUGAGAUGCAACCAUUGAUGGGAUCAGAGGACUUCUCUUUCUACCAAGAAUCAAUGCCUGGACAUUUUAGCUUUGUGGGAAUGCAAAACAAAGCUCAUCCACCAAUGGCGAGCCCUCACUCGCCUUAUUUUGAGGUCAAUGAAGAAGUACUACCUUAUGGUGCUUCUCUCCAUGCCUCCAUGGCUACAAGAUAUCUUCUUGACUUGAAAACUUCAUCGCCGAGUAGCUCUAAAGAUGAACUUUGA